This is a messenger RNA of Fulmarus glacialis (Northern fulmar), 758 nucleotides long. RefSeq names its product adseverin-like. Gene Ontology annotation, molecular function: actin filament binding; phosphatidylinositol-4,5-bisphosphate binding. Gene Ontology annotation, biological process: actin filament severing; actin polymerization or depolymerization; barbed-end actin filament capping. The transcript is spliced from 5 exons. The record is from RefSeq and is a predicted model, not a curated record. The annotation marks the transcript as partial. Gene Ontology annotation, cellular component: cytoplasm; actin cytoskeleton. Lineage: Eukaryota; Metazoa; Chordata; Aves; Procellariiformes; Procellariidae.
CAAUCACAUUAUUUGAAAAUAUGAAGAAUAAAACAAUUUCUUUCUUGAUCUAGGUUGAUGUUGAUGCAAUGUCACUAAACUCUAAUGAUGUGUUUGUUCUGAAACUGCCAAACAACUCUGGCUACAUCUGGGUAGGAAAAGGAGCAAACAAAGAAGAGGAACGAGGAGCUCAAUACAUUGUCAGCAUUCUUAAAUGCCAGACUGCUAAGAUUAAUGAAGGCCAGGAACCAGAAGAAUUCUGGAAAGCACUUGGAGGUAAAAAAAAAUAUCAGACUUCAUCACAACUCUUGACAAAGGCUGAAGAUCAUCCCCCUCGCCUCUAUGGUUGUUCUAAUAAGACUGGCAGAUUUAUUAUUGAGGAGGUCCCAGGAGAAUUCACUCAGGACGAUUUGGCUGAAGAUGAUGUCAUGUUGCUGGAUGCUUGGGAGCAGGUUUUUGUCUGGAUUGGGAAGGAUGCUAAUGAAACUGAGCGACAGGAAUCCGUUAAAUCUGCCAAACGCUAUAUUGAAACAGAUCCUUCUGGCCGAGAUAAGAGGACCCCCAUUGUGAUUGUGAAGCAGGGGCACGAACCCCCGACAUUCACAGGCUGGUUCCUGGCUUGGGACUCCAACAAAUGGAAGAACUGAUCUAUCCAAGGAGGCUUCAGCUUCAAGCCAAAGAAUGAUCAGAGCCCAGCUACCUUCUAGUAUUUUUAAGCAUAAGCUUAUGCAAAGAUAUGAUGCAUCUGUUGUUACACUUUCCCGAGCUUUGAUAUAUUU